Molecule: messenger RNA, 558 nt
Organism: Dovyalis caffra
Lineage: Eukaryota; Viridiplantae; Streptophyta; Magnoliopsida; Malpighiales; Salicaceae
Source: the annotation of a GenBank genome assembly
AUGCUUGGGACACCUAGAGUUCGAGAGCUUGGGUUCAGAAUACAAGAACUGAUAUCAGAGAGCUUAGGCCUGGAAAAGGAUCACAUAAAGAGUGUUUUGGGUGAACAAGGACAGCAUAUGGCUGUAAACUUUUAUCCUCCAUGUCCAGAGCCAGAGUUGACUUAUGGAUUGCCAGCACAUACAGACCCCAAUGCCCUAACUAUUUUACUUCAAGACCAAUCAGUAGCUGGGCUUCAAGUCCUCAAAGACGGCAAGUGGGUUGCUGUUAAUCCCCAUCCAGAUGCAUUUGUCAUCAACAUUGGUGAUCAAUUACAGGCAGCAAGCAAUGGGAGAUAUAAGAGUGUGUGGCACCGAGCCGUCACCAAUACUGAUAAGGCAAGGAUGUCGGUUGCUUCCUUCCUCUGUCCGGGCGAUAACGCGAUGAUCACCCCGCCGAAAGCUCUCACCGAUGAUGGAACCGGAGCGGUAUACAGGGAUUUCACAUAUGCUGAAUAUUACAAGAAGUUUUGGAGCAGGGACUUGGAAAAAGAACACUGUUUGGAAUUUUUCAAGAACUAA